GAACAGGUACAGCGAAAGGCCAGCUCAACGUAUUUACGACAGGCACAGCGUAUCGGGAAGAGGCACAGCGUAUUAAGGACAGGCACAGCGAAAGGACAGCUCAACGUAUUUCGGACAGGCACAGCGUAUCGCGGACAGGCACAGCGUAUCGAGGACAGGUACGGCGUAUAUAGGACAGGCCUAGCGUAUUUAGGACAGGCACAGCGUAUCGAGGACAGGUACGGCGUAUCGAGGACAACCACACUGUAUUGAGGAAAAGCACAGCGUAUCGAGGACAGGCACAGCGUAUCCGGGACCGGCGAGGGGGACUGAAAACCAAGAACCCCAUAAUCCCUUGCCAGCGGGACAAAACAUGGCGGCCCUACAGGUGAGACUAGCAGCUAAAUACAGGAAUUGCACCGACCUGUGAUUGGAAGAUAAAAAUAGUAUUUCAGUGACGAUGACGUGACAGUUCGUUACGUUAGCCGUUUCAAGAGUAAUGGUUUUUACACGAAAAAGACAGUCCACAGGAAAAUGCAAUAUAAUAUUAAAUAUUUCUCAAAGACAAACAGUGCAGUAUUCUUUUGAAGUCGGCUGACUCGCUAAGAGUCAAUGUCUUAUCGAAGUUGAAGUUCAACUGUCGCAAAUCGGAUAACUUCACUGAGUGAUUCUGAGAUGAAACCUUUUGUCUGCAUCCACAUUGAUCUUAGAUUUUACCACUUACAUAUUGAAGAAAAGCCAUAAACAGAGCUUCAAUGUCCACGUACACCCGACUGAACCUCGGUGCGAUUCCUGCAGAUACCGCUGUUCAUACUAAAUGCAGGAAUUGCACCGGACGCGUUCUCGUCCCCAGAGUGUUUUUUUUGAAACCACGACAAGACAUCGAUCCCUUUUCAAUAUAGUCUUGCGACAAAGGUCCGUAUUAAAAAAAUUAAUACUGUUGUGGGAGGGCAUGCAAUGAAUCAUGCUAAAGUUUCUAUUGGGAACACAAAAUAGAGGUACCAGGGAAUCACAGGGAACAACUGUGUAAGUGACAUAACUUUUUAUUUAACUUUGUAGCUAGUGUGCCGGUGGGGGGGAUUCCUAUACAAUAGGCACAGGGCGGCUCAUUAGAAAAUUUAGUGUACCAAAGACUUUCUUUGACCCCUCGAGGAGUCCACUUCAACACUGUUAGCAGUAAAGUAUGUGCAGGGCUUUUGUAAAUGGAUAUUUCUAUAUUUACUGACUUUCCACCCCAAUAUAAACAUACCAAUUAAGUGAGAUCAAAUUCUGUGUAUUUCUAUGCCUUUACUGAGAUGAGACAACUUGAUAAGUUAGAAGACAAGCAAUCCCUGUAACUUUUAUACAGGAGUUUCUCCCUCAAAAAGGCUAGUGUAAUUUAUUUGGAUUGUGUGGUUCCAGAAAAUAAACAUACCCACCAACCCCAAGGAAAAUUCUGAAGGGAGGGGGUUUGAAAGGCCAAGAUUUUUAAAGAAAAGUAUGAAAUUAACCUGAAUUUCCCGAAUGGUGGGGGCAUCCCAAGGAAAAUACCAUCCUUGGAGGGAGUAUGGAUAUUUCCUGGAACAACGCAUUUAUUGUUUGUUAUUAAUAAUUUAAAGGAAAAAUAACACAGUUUGUUUAUAUAAGUGUAUAUGUUGUGGUUCAAUUUGAUCCUUGGUUUAAAUUUUAGUUUCCUUUAUUGUAAACUCAUUAUCAUAGAUUACCAUACACAAAAAAACAAAGGAAAAUAUAAACCAAGGACAAAAUUGAACCACAACAUACAUAUAUUAAGCUUAUGUAUAAACUAGCCAACGUAUAUAUCUGUUACCUAGAUAACAUUUCGGCAAUGAUUUAUAUAAUGCUAAGAAAGUCAGACAUUCAUGCUCACAGCUUGGGGCUAUAUUUCACAGCCGGCAAAAAGUUGAUUAUCCCUGGUAGUAGUUUUGCAAAACAAAAAGCAAAUUUAAAACAAAUAGAAGAUUUCAAAUGUACAGAAACCAAAUUAAACAGUUUUUGAGUGCAUGAAACAGUACAUAUGUGUGUAAAUACUGUCAAGAAGGUCACUUACAACCCAUCGUGUGACACAGAGAGAAGCCACUUCAUUUGGUGUCAUGUCAUAGUUUGGAAUAAUAUAAUCAAAAGGAUUCAAGUAUAGAAUUUCCUGAAAUUUCUUUAUGGAACUUUCUGGAGGAUACAUUUGGACAGUCAGUGGUUUAAUGUAUGGUUCUGAAAACCAGUUUAAUUCUGCUUGGACGGCCCUUUGUAGAUCCCUUGCAUAAUGUACUUUUAACAUAUCUUUAACAUCAGAUAUGCUAAAACAUUGGGAGCCAUGCUGCAGAUAAUAGUAACCCUUCUCUUCUUUCUGCCAGAAGCUUAGCUGCUUAUCCCAUGUUGUUAACAGACUAAACGGUGGUAUUGUUUUCAAUGAAAAGGGGUUUGUUGUAAUUCUUGGAGAAUCUGACACAACAACAUCACCAUCAGCAUUUUGAGGGGAUUUUGUGGGGGGUAAAUUGAAUUCAAAGGCCUCUCUCCUGGUAUGGCUGGUAAGGGCAGAAGAGGUUACUUGCUUACUGCACUUUUGCCAGUCACCAGCCUGCAUGGAAUAGAGUUCAGAUUCAUUCAGAUGAGUGUUUAGUCAUUGACUGCCCUCAACUCCCUCCACCCCCCCAAAAAAAAAAUGAAUAAAAAAUAUAAAUCAAUGUAGAAAUGUUAUCCACAGGUACACAAAGUGUAAAUACAAGAGCUAAUUUCAGCAAACUCUUACAGGUGGACCGCCUUUUCCCUAAAUUUUGCGAGUGAACAUGACAUGUAACUCUAUUAGCUUAAAACAAGCACUGACUCGUCUUUAGUUUCUCCACAGACUUUUUUCUGCGAAAACUCAACCCCACCCACCCAUCCCCUAUGGCAGGUCAAAUGGUCCUCGCAGCUACGUGCUGAAACGCAAUGAUUAUUCGGUUUGCUGAAAAGGGGAUUUUUGUUUCUUCCAAAGGACAUGAUGGGAUUUAACCAGGCUGUUUAGGUGACCAUUAUUUUUACAUUGCUGAGGUAUUUCAGAUUCGAUAUACUCACCAAGGAGAGCAUGUUACACUUGUAAAGUCAAGCAGUAAAAGAAAAAAAGGCAAAGAACAAUCAGCCCGAGGUUUAGAUGACCUUUAGUCAGGAUCCUAUAACCCCUGCUUCAGUAUAAUUUAACUUCAAAUACAAGUGAUGUGUUAUUUCCAGUGGCCUAAGUCUUGUCCUAUCAAGCGAAAAUCAAAACGCGAGAAAAUCAAUUAAAGUUUCCCGCGGCUAUUUAAUUUAUGCCAAGUUGCGCAUUCGACCAAUGAGCGUCCGGUGUAUUCUCGUUCCCAGAGCCCGUCUUUCUUGGUCACGUGCUCUUUUGUUACAACUUAGAGUGACUCUGGGGACGAGAACGCGUCCGGUGCAAUUCCUGCAUUUAGUAUGAACAGCGGUAUCUGCAGGAAUCGCACCGAGGUUCAGUCGGGUGUACGUGGACAUUGAAGCUCUGUUUAUGGCUUUUCUUCAAUAUGUAAGUGGUAAAAUCUAAGAUAAAUGUGGAUGCAGACAAAAGGUUUCAUUUCAGAAUCACUCAGUGAAGUUAUCCGAUUUGCGACAGUUGAACUUCAACUUCGAUAAGACAUUGACUCUUAGCGAGUCAGCCGACUUCAAAAGAAUACUGCACUGUUUGUCUUUGAGAAAUAUUUAAUAUUAUAUUGCAUUUUCCUGUGGACUGUCUUUUUCGUGUAAAAACCAUUACUCUUGAAACGGCUAACGUAACGAACUGUCACGUCAUCGUCACUGAAAUACUAUUUUUAUCUUCCAAUCACAGGUCGGUGCAAUUCCUGUAUUUAGCUGCUAGUCAGGUGAGUAGGGAAAAAGGGAAGAUAUUUGUUUACACACAUUCUGACUGUUAUUUAAAUUUAAAACAAAAGAAAGAUUUCAUUUGUUUUGACAGCCGAUGUUUCUCUUGUUGGCACAUUAUGUCAGGUUUCCUGGUAGUUUCGAUACCAAGCCGUUUCGAUACAAAUUGAAGUCGAUUUGAUAUGACAUCCCUAGGGCUUCAACCAAAACCCUAAAAAAAAUCCCUGGACCAAAAUUUAACCUCAAAAAAAUUCCCGGGGGGGUCACUCGAGGGAAGUUUGGGAAGAGGUGCGCCGCCGAGGCCUUCAAACACCGAUCCUGUUUAAGACAAAAAUUGCUCAUUUCGCCACCCUGUUUAAGACAGGAGACACUACUUUCUGACCCUGAUGUAUUUGUUUUGCAUACAGAAUUAAGUAGUUUUUCACACUAAAAUCGUGGAAAUAGAUAUUGAGGAAAAAAUUAUUGGUACUGCAAAUGUAGACCGCUCAUCACAAGUCUUCACACUCUUUGAAAGGCUUUCAGUCCAAAAAGACACCCAGUUCAAGACGCUCAAUAGUGAAAUACCAUGUUUAAGACUCAAAACCUCCAAAACCGUACCCUGUUCAGCGGCACAUACCCGUAUAGGUCAAAUAAGGGAGUGCCUCCCCCGGGAAAAAAUCCCAUGCCGAAUUUCCGGCCUAUAAAAAUUUCCAGAAUUCAUUCAGUGAUAUAACACACAAAAAAGAAACAUUAGAAAUGGAAUGUUUGUGUUUGUUUAUUCAUCAGCACACCAUCUAGAGUGAGAAGCUUUUUCGCAUCUGGUGGUCAUUGUAAUAAAGACACUCGAGACACCCAAGAACAUUAAGGCAAAAGGGAGUUCAAGUGACUAUAUUAAAAGCCGGGUGAUAAACGGAGAUAACAAAAAAUGAAUUGAAGCGUUGGUUUACACCCCGGGACACUUUGCAGACCAUUGACAUGAUUGGUUGUAUAGUAACCGGUUUUAUGAAAAAGAUGCCAUGUUUUGUCCCGCUGGCAAGGGAUUAUGGGGUUCUUGGUUCUCAGUCCUCCACGAUAUGCUGUGCCUGUCCUCGAUACGCUGUGCUUGUCCUCAAUGCGAUGUGGUUGUCCUCGAUAUGCCGUGCCUGUCCGCGAUACGCUGUGCCUUUCCUAAAUACGCCGUGCCUGUCCUAA
Molecule: messenger RNA, 4989 nt
Organism: Porites lobata
Lineage: Eukaryota; Metazoa; Cnidaria; Anthozoa; Scleractinia; Poritidae
Source: the annotation of a GenBank genome assembly